Molecule: messenger RNA, 2539 nt
Organism: Camarhynchus parvulus
Lineage: Eukaryota; Metazoa; Chordata; Aves; Passeriformes; Thraupidae
Gene: BTK
Product: Bruton tyrosine kinase
Exons: 18
Coding region: 315-2291 (658 amino acids)
Biological process (GO): B cell receptor signaling pathway; peptidyl-tyrosine autophosphorylation; intracellular signal transduction
Molecular function (GO): non-membrane spanning protein tyrosine kinase activity; protein binding; ATP binding
Source: RefSeq, a predicted model, not a curated record
CUCCAGCUCUCUCUCCAUCUUGCAUAUCCUGGGGGCCUCUUCAGCAGGAGAAGGAGCCAUCCGGGUGGUGGUUUGCCCUGCAGGCUGGUGUGGGAAAGGUCAUAUCACAAACAACCCACACUGAUCUGCCCUCACCCCUCUGUGGCUGCUUCCCCCCGCUGUGGGGGUCCCAGCACCCCCUGUCUGCCCUUGGGGCGAGGGGCAGAGUGCACUGAGUGAGGUCCAGCAGGUUUUGGGCUGAGCAAACACCGUGUCAGCAUUGUCUUGCCCACAGCCAGCCGGUGAGCACAGCACGGGGGACACCAGGGGUUGACAUGGCCAGUGUCAUCCUGGAGAGCAUCUUCUUGAAGCGCUCGCAGCAGAAGAAGAAAACAUCUCCCCUCAACUUCAAGAAGCGCCUGUUCCUGCUGACAGAGAGCAAGCUGUCCUACUACGAGUAUGACUUUGAGCGGGGGCGCCGGGGCAGUAAGAAGGGCUCUGUGGACAUUGAGAAGAUCACCUGUGUGGAGACAGUGGCACCUGAAAACAACCCUCCCCCUGAGCGACAGGUCCCGAGGAAAGGGGAGGAUUACAACAACAUGGAGCAGAUCUCAAUCAUCGAACGGUUCCCCUACCCCUUCCAGGUGGUCUAUGACGAGGGGCCCCUCUACAUCUUCUCCCCGACGGAGGAGCUGCGCAAGCGCUGGAUCCAUCAGCUGAAGAGCGUGAUUCGGUACAACAGCGACCUGGUCCAGAAGUACCACCCCUGCUUCUGGAUCGACGGCCAGUACCUGUGCUGCUCCCAGACAGCCAAGAACGCCAUGGGCUGCCAGAUUCUGGAGAGCAGGAAUGGCAGUUUAAAAGUCGGGCGGUCGCAUCGCAAGACAAAGAAGCCCCUUCCCCCAACUCCUGAGGAGGACCAGAUGGUGAUGAAGCCUCUGCCUCCCGAGCCAGCCCCCAGCACAGCAGGGGAGAUGAAGAAGGUGGUGGCCCUCUACAACUACGAGCCAAUGAACGCCCAGGACCUGCAGCUGCACAAGGGCAAGGAGUACUUCAUCCUGGAGGAGAGCCACCUGCCCUGGUGGAAAGCCCUUGACAAGAACGGGAGGGAAGGAUACAUCCCCAGCAACUACGUCACUGAAACCAGAAAUUCCCUGGAGAUCUUUGAGUGGUACUCAAAGAAUAUCACUCGGAGCCAAGCAGAGCAACUGCUGAAACAGGAGGGUAAGGAAGGGGGCUUCAUUGUCCGAGAUUCCACCAGCAAGACAGGGAAAUACACUGUCUCCGUCUAUGCCAAGUCCUCUGCAGACCCCCAAGGCAUGAUCCGCCACUAUGUCGUCUGCUGCACGCCCCAGAAUCAGUAUUACCUGGCAGAAAAACACCUCUUCAACAGCAUCCCAGAGCUCAUCACCUACCACCAGCACAACUCUGCAGGGCUCAUAUCCAGACUGAAGUACCCCGUGUCUCAGCACAAGAAAAGUGCUCCUUCCACAGCUGGCCUUGGCUAUGGUUCAUGGGAGAUUGACCCCAAGGAUCUGACCUUCCUGAAGGAACUGGGGACAGGGCAGUUUGGCGUGGUGAAGUACGGGAAAUGGAGAGGCCAGUACAACGUUGCCAUCAAGAUGAUCAGGGAGGGCUCCAUGUCAGAGGACGAGUUCAUUGACGAAGCCAAAGUCAUGAUGAACCUGUCUCACGAGAAGCUGGUGCAGCUCUAUGGGGUCUGCACUAAGCAGCGUCCCAUCUUCAUCAUCACUGAGUACAUGGCCAAUGGCUGCCUCCUGAACUUCCUGAGGGAAACACGGCAGCGCUUCCAGCCUGCCCAGCUGCUGGAGAUGUGCAAGGAUGUCUGUGAAGCUAUGGAGUACCUGGAAUCCAAGCAGUUCCUGCACAGAGACCUGGCUGCUCGAAACUGUCUGGUGAAUGACCAAGGAAUUGUGAAAGUGUCAGAUUUUGGUCUUUCCAGGUACGUGCUGGAUGAUGAGUACACGAGCUCCAUGGGGUCCAAGUUUCCAGUGCGGUGGUCUCCUCCUGAAGUGCUGCUGUACAGCAAGUUCAGCAGCAAGUCUGAUGUCUGGUCCUUUGGCGUCCUGAUGUGGGAAGUUUACUCCCUGGGAAAGAUGCCUUACGAGAGGUUUAACAACAGCGAGACAACCGAGCACGUCAUCCAAGGCCUGCGCCUGUACCGGCCGCAGGCGGCCUCGGAGCGGGUCUAUGCCAUCAUGUACAGCUGCUGGCACGAGAAGCCUGAGGAGCGCCCCACCUUCACCGUGCUGCUGAGCAGCAUCCUGGACAUGGCUGAUGAGGAGUGCUGACCACGGGCACUGCCUCUGACCCUGCCCAGUGCUGCCACUGCCCCACAGGGCACACCCGCACACUGGCUGGCACAGUCCUCACGGACACGGGUGUGCAGGAGCCUGGACGGGAGCCCCACGGCUGCGCCCGCGGCUCCAUCACGUGCUCAGAGCUCCAUCACCACCCUAGAGCUCCAUCACACCCCUGGAGCUCCAUCACCACCCUGGAGCACCAUCAUAUGCUCAGCUCUAUCACCACCCCAGAACUC